Guillardia theta CCMP2712 is the source of this 912-nucleotide messenger RNA. RefSeq lists its product as hypothetical. NCBI's taxonomy places the organism in Eukaryota, Cryptophyceae, Pyrenomonadales, Geminigeraceae. The transcript has 14 exons. The record is from RefSeq and is a predicted model, not a curated record. Bases 1 to 912 code for a protein of 303 amino acids.
AUGACGGGAUCAUCGCUGAUCAAGUUCACACUCAACUACGAGGUGCUCGACGAGUUUGUGAACUCGACGAAAGCGCUUUUCCAGGAGCAUGACAAGAGGAUCGCUGUCCUUGAGAAGCAGCAGGUAGCGCUGACAAGUCAGAACCAAGCUCUGCAGAAGCAGCUCAAGGUGUACAUGAAGCGAUCCCUUGCGGUGCCUGUACUGAUGGGCAUUACUGCCGAGCAGGUCAUCGAUAUGGAGGUGCAGAAUCAAGGACUGAGGGAAGAGAACGCGUUGUCCUUCACCAAGAUGUAUCAGAAGCUGGAGAGCACAUCCACAUCUGAUGGUUUACAGAAAGAGUUUAUGAUGUUGAAAGAAGAGUCCGACAAUCGUAUGCUCAUCCUUGAGAACCUUAUGCGUGAAAUCGGAGGAGACAAGGUGAAGGGCAUGAUCAACGAUAUCUCAUCUCUCCAGCACGACACUGUCGCGCUGUGGAAGGAGAAUGCUCGGAUGGUGCUGGAGAUGGAACACAGGGCCCACCACGAUGAGGUGCAAGAAAUCCGCAAACAGCUGCGAGAGGUCAAGAGGGAGGUUGAGGUCGUGAGGAUCAACAGCGGGGAGGAGGCAGAGCAGGAGAGAAGGAAGGAAAUAUCGGACCUCAAGGACUCGUUGUGUAACCUGCUGUCAGAGGCUGAGCUGAGCUCCCGGCUGGUCAAGUCUUCGCUUGAGCGAGCAGACGAGCUGAAGAUGAAAUCAGCAGACACCGACAGAGUGAUUGACAAUCUCAAACUUGACAUCGGCGAGGUGAGAAGAGAAAACAUCAUCUCACAAGAUCAUCUUCAUGGCAUGUCGUACAAGCAUCUUACUCACUUGAUCUCCUGCAGCAAGCGAAGAAUCUUGUUGAGGCACAGAACCUUGUGCGAGCUCUGCUAG